AUAAGUAUAAAAGGAGAAUUAAAGACCAACUACAAUCAGUUCACUUCAGGUUCCAUUACCAGAAUAACAUUAAUUCAAUCACUAAAAAUGGCAUUCAAAUUUGUUGCUUUCUUCGCUUGUCUUGCUGUUGCCAGCGCCGGAUACAUUGCUUCACCACUUGCUGCUGUUGCAACUCCAGUUUUGGCCAAGACCGAAGAUCACGAUCCUCAUCCACAAUACUCCUUCGGGUAUGAUGUCCAGGAUGCCAUUUCCGGCGACAACAAGAACCAACAGGAGACCCGCGAUGGAGACAUCGUUCAUGGUCAAUACUCUUUGAAUGAUGCCGAUGGUUACAGACGCAUCGUUGACUACACUGCCGACCCUAUCAAUGGAUUCAACGCUGUUGUCCGCAGGGAACCAUUAGGUGCUGCUGUCGCUGUCAAGACUGUUGCCGCCGCCCCAGCUUUGAUCAAGUCCACUCCUUUGGCUUAUGCUGCAGCUCCAGCUCUCGUCAAGUCAUACGCUGCUGCUCCAGCUUUAAUCAGAUCUGCACCUUUGGCUUAUGCAGCUGCUCCAGCUCCUUUGGCUUACUCUGCUUCCCCAAUCUACCAUCAAGCACCAGCAUUGAUCCGUUCAGCUCCAGCUUUACUCAAAACCUCAUAUGCUGCUCCAGCUUUGAUCAAAUCUGCUCCCGCUUUGGCUUACUCAACUGGCCCAGCAUUGGUUAAGACCAGCUUCUCUUCCCCCAUUAUCUCAUACGCUUACUAAUUUAUGAUGACACAUGGAUAUAGGAACUUCUCUUGUUGUUAAUGUUAUUGUUAUUGUGAACCUGAAAUACAAAACUGAAAACGAAA
Molecule: messenger RNA, 833 nt
Organism: Episyrphus balteatus (marmalade hoverfly)
Lineage: Eukaryota; Metazoa; Arthropoda; Insecta; Diptera; Syrphidae
Product: larval cuticle protein A3A-like
Exons: 2
Coding region: 88-747 (219 amino acids)
Cellular component (GO): extracellular matrix
Source: RefSeq, a predicted model, not a curated record